AUGCCGGCAAACCACCGCCAACCGCCAUCGCCGGCGCCUCCGUCUCCCAAUACCAAGGCCACUGCGAGGUACACCAACAAAGAUGGCUCCAAGAUCAUCACUGUCCCCAAAGGGCCCCCCUCCACCGAGCCCUCGUUGCCCUCCACUCCGACCUCCUCUGCGAAGGCUCCCACCCUGCAAACGCUCGCCACCAACGGCGCCGAUGCACCCGCGCCAGUCGUCAAUCGCAAGAAACAGAAGCGUCGCGAAAAGGCCGCCGCGAGAGCUGCCGCUGAGCAAGCUGCCGUCCCCAUCAAAACCCCGAAUGGACGCCCCAGUCCCGCACCUAGCGCCCCGGCGCCCAAACCCCAAGCUGCCCAAGAUGACGCCGACCAGGAUUUCAGCGAUGACGAAGCCGACGAUGCCCCUUCCCCGGAUCACCAUCUCUUCGAGGACCACUUCGCCUCCAGCAAGUCCAAAAAGUCCAAGAAGAAAAAGAAGAAGAACGGAAAGAACCCCCAGCUGGGCAACUCCCAAUACGACAAUGUGCCGCACCCCCACUCGCCGUCAACCCCUCGCGGACCCGGGAUUUCCAAGGACAAGAUCUGGAACACCAGUUCGCAGGAGGAGCGGGAACGGAUCAAGGAGUUUUGGCUGGGGCUCGGCGAGGAUGAGCGCAAGUCGUUGGUCAAGGUCGAGAAAGAUGCCGUCCUCAAAAAGAUGAAGGAGCAGCAGAAGCACACGUGCAGCUGCACGGUCUGUGGCCGAAAGCGCACCGCCAUCGAGGAGGAGUUGGAGGGGCUCUACGACGCCUAUUACGAGGAACUAGAGAACUUCGCUCACCAAGGGGAGGGCCCGCCGCUGCUCGGCCGGGCAGGCAUCAGUCUGCCCUUGCGUCCGCCGCGAACGCUGGGAAAAGUCUACGUAGAGCAACAACCGCCUUCACACGGUCGAAUAGUCGAACACGUCGGCGACGACGAGGACGAGGACGACCUCGGAGAAGAGGAAGACGUGUACAGCGAUCAGGACGAGGAUCUCGAGGAUGACGAGUACGACAGCGAAGAGGACCCGUCAGAAGAUGCUCACGACCUUCACCCUCACGAUCACCCCCACGAUCGAGACAUGGCGGAUUUCUUGACGUUUGGGAACAGCCUGCAAGUCAAGGGUAUGAAGCUUCUGGACUCUCUACUCUGCAGAUAUGGUAACAUGGACUUAGGCGGCAUACUCACCGUUGCGGAUGACCUCCUCAAGAACGACGGCAAACGCUUCAUUGAGAUGAUGGAGCAACUCGCCGAGCGUCGCAUGGCCCGAGAAGAGGACGCCAAGGAGCAACAUUUUUCUCGCUAUGGCCACCCUCCCAACGGCUCUUAUUCGAAUCAUGGCCAUUCUCCUCCCGAAGACGAAUAUGACGACGAAGACGAGGAGGAGGAUGAGGACUAUGACGACAGCCAAGAUGAUGAUUAUGAGGACGAAGAAGUGAGCUCCUCUCAAUACACAUAUGACCAUAAACACUCGAGUACUGAGCACAUUUGUUGUCAUCAUCAGGACACGAUGACCGAGGAGCAGCGCAUGGAAGAGGGCCGCCGCAUGUUCCAGAUCUUCGCCGCUCGCAUGUUCGAGCAGAGGGUCCUCACGGCGUACCGCGACAUGGUCUCCAGACAGCGCCAAGCAAAACUCAUCGAAGAGCUCGAGGAGGAGAACCGGCAAGACGCCCAGCGCAAGGCCAAGAAGGCCAAAGAGAAUCAGAAGCGCAAAGACAAGGCCGCAUUAAAGAAGAAGGAGCAGGCCGAGGAGAAGGCGCGCAAGGAGGCCGAGAAAGCCGCGGAGGAGGCUGCCCGACUCGAAGAGCAGAAGCGGAAAGCGGAAGAACAAAGGCUCAGGACCGAGGAGAAGCGUCGGAAGAAGGAGGAGCAGAAGCGAGCCGAAGAGGAGGAGCGCCUACGAAGAGAGGCCGAGCGGCAACGGCGCGCUCAAGAGCAAGAGAAGAAGCGCCUCGAGCAGGAGCGCAAAGCGCGCGAGCUCAAGGAGAAGCAGAAAGCCAAGGAAGCACGCGAGAAAGAGACGCGGGAGCAGAAGGAAAGGGAAGCCCGGGAACGGAAGGAAAAGCAGGAGCAAGCCAAACGAGACAAGGAUGCGAAGGCCAAGGCCGAACGAGAAGCCAAGGCUGAUAGGGAGAACAAGGAACGACUCAAGCAAGAUGAGAAGGCCCAGAAAGCUGCGGCUGUUGCUGCUGCCGCGGCCGCCCCGAUCCCGAUCCCGAAUCCUGGCCGGCGACCUUCGCAACACCCCGCUCCAAUCCCAACGCCGCAUUCGAACCCGGCGUCCUACGCAUCUCCGAAGAUAUCGGUCGCGACGCCAGCUCUGCCAAAGGCUCCUACGCCUAUACGCCCGAAGAAUGCGAAUCAGCCCCUGGAUGCGAGCGUGCCUGGGUCGCACGCCUCCAGUUCUACCAGUCAGAAUCCAUCACCACACCCUGCGACACCGGGCCACACAAGUCCUGCGCCAUUCGGGUCGAGAAAAGAGAGUGUGGCGACCACAGCUUCGCUACCGCACCCCCAAUCCGUAUCACCGUCAACAAUCAAGGGUCCUCUCGGGUCGCAACCGUCCCCGUUCGGUAUGCCCAUGGGCAUGCCGCCACCCGGCUUCGGAGGCCCGCCUCCGGGGCUAGGAAAUCGCAUGCACGACCAAAUGUUUGGUCUGCCUGGCGGUAUGCCCGGUUUCAGGCCUCCGCCGGGCAUGAUGCCUGGCCCUCCCGGCCUUAACGGACCGGUUGGACGCGGUUUCAUGCCGCAACCGCCGCCUGGGUUCGGACAGCCCAUGGUCGAUCCUCUGCAAGGCAUGGGAUCUGGCCCGGUAUCACAUUCUCGCCAGGCCUCCGGCAGCUUCGACCCAGCUUCAUCGCCAGCCCCGUCGCAACCCAUCGGAAGGCCAACGCCCAUUGGACGACCCGGCAGCGUGGGGCAUGGACAGCUGAACGACCAGACGGACGAGUUCGCGAACCAGCACCUGGGCAGCAGUGCGUUGUUGGAUGACGCAGAAGACCUGAACCCCAUCUCCGCAGCCUUCAACGCCGCCAGACAACGCAACCAACCCCCUCGGCCGGCUUUCCCCAGUACCCCGUUCGGUAUGGACAACGGGUUCCAUAACAUGAACAAUGUCUGGGGCUCGUCGCCGAUGGCGUUCGCUCCGGUUCCUCCCCCUGGAUUCGCAAACCCAACUUGGGGUGGUCCCAUGAUGCCGAUGCCGUCGCUCAACCAGAUCCGCAGCGCCGGUAACCCUAGGUCGGUUACGGUCCGUAUGAGACUAUGCCGCGCCUGCAAGGAACUACAAGCACUGAACGAGGACCCGGAGUCCUUUAUCGAUCUAUCGGCCGUCAAAGCCAAGGUGGACCACCUCAGCCCCUCAGAAGCGAUUCCGGAAGACGGUCUGAUGGAGCUCGCCGAGACCGAAGGCAACGCCCACAACGGUGGCGGCACGUUUGAGGUCCGCCGAGACGCGAACGGCCCAGGCAGACACACCGUUCGGUGGGUGCCCGAGCCCAACGACAUGUCCCAUCUGCACCACAGGGCGGUCGGCGCGCCGGGCGAAAUCGGAAGCCCCAUCAUCAACAGUGGAUCUCUAGCGUUUGCUACAUCUAGGGGACACUAG
Messenger RNA from Colletotrichum karsti, 3627 nucleotides. Its product is annotated as putative stress response protein NST1. Bases 1 to 3627 code for a protein of 1208 amino acids. Lineage: Eukaryota; Fungi; Ascomycota; Sordariomycetes; Glomerellales; Glomerellaceae. The record is from RefSeq and is a predicted model, not a curated record. The transcript has a single exon.